Molecule: messenger RNA, 1215 nt
Organism: Anopheles arabiensis
Lineage: Eukaryota; Metazoa; Arthropoda; Insecta; Diptera; Culicidae
Gene: Noa36
Product: zinc finger protein 330 homolog
Exons: 3
Coding region: 29-988 (319 amino acids)
Cellular component (GO): nucleus
Molecular function (GO): zinc ion binding
Source: RefSeq, a predicted model, not a curated record
GUUUGUCCGUUUCCGGACGGCUGCCAGGAUGCCGAAGAAAAAGACGGGCCAGCGCAAGAAGGCGGAGAAGCAGAAGCUCCGCCAGAAGGAAAUCCGCAACCGGGAAUCUCAGCUACCGGAGCAACCGUGCAACGUUGCGAUGGACUGUGAGAAGUGUGGCAGGAAACAGAAGUCUAGAGCGUUCUGCUACUUCUGCCAGAGCCUGCAGCGGCUGCCGAUCUGUGCGCAGUGUGGCAAGCAAAAGUGCAUGCUGAAAACGGGCGACUGUGUGGUGAAGCAUGCCGGCGUGUUCACGACCGGGCUGCAGAUGGUCGGUGCGAUCUGCGACCACUGCGAGGCGUGGAUCUGCCACGGUAGGAAGUGUCUGCAGUCGCACGCCUGCACCUGCCCGCUGAUGGAUGCGGUGUGCAUCGAGUGCGAGCGGGGCGUGUGGGACCACGGUGGUCGGAUGUUUAAGUGCAGCUUCUGCAACAACUUCCUGUGCGAGGACGACCAGUUCGAGCAUCAGGCAUCGUGCCAGGUGCUGGAAUCGGAAUCGUACAAGUGCCAGUCGUGCAACAAGUUGGGCCAGUACUCGUGCCUGCGGUGCAAGACCUGCUACUGCGACGAUCACAUAAGGCGGAAAGGGUUCAAGUACGACAAGAACAAGCCGAUCCCCUGUCCGAAGUGUAACUACGAGACGAGCCAAACGAAGGAUCUUAGCAUGUCGGUGCGCAGUCAUAAGUACGGGCGCAAACGGAUGGAUGAUGAGGGAGACGAUGAUGAUUAUGCGUACGAUGAUGAGUACAUGUCGUACCGCAACAGUCACGACCACUACAACGAGGUUUCAGGUAGCUCUUCCGACGACGACUACGACGACGACGAUGAUGAUGAUGAAGACGAUGAUGAGGAUGAUGAUGAGGACGAGGACGAGGAGGAGGAGGAGAAGAAAGAGACUGCUGGCGCACAGGGAACAUCCCAGGGCACUUCCUCGAAGGAGCAGAAGUAGAGUGUCUGUGUAAGAGCUGUUUAAAGCCACACGACUUUUGUUCUUUAUUGCAUAGCAUAACUAUACAAGCUAUAUGCAACGAGGGGGGAGUAGGACGAGGAGGGGUGGGUUUGGGGAAGAUGCGUAAGGGACGACGUGAGAUGAAUGUAGUAAAAUGAAGGAAGUGGGCAAAAGAACAGGAAUAAAAGAAACGUACUAAAACGUGAGCAGCAAAGCCGUUUUUAGAA